Didymodactylos carnosus is the source of this 561-nucleotide messenger RNA. The record is from the annotation of a GenBank genome assembly. Lineage: Eukaryota; Metazoa; Rotifera; Eurotatoria; Philodinida; Philodinidae.
AUGCAAGCCAACACGAUUACUGGCAAACGAAAUGAUACAGCUGUAUCUUGGAUUACCGAUGGUAACGAUACUUACGUUACCCUUCGUUCACCGGGACUUUAUACUCGUGGUCAUGUAGAUCAUGAAAAAGUAUCUGGUUCUGAAUUAGAAAAAACAAAGUUACCUAGUCAUGUAUCUGAUAAAACAGCUGAUAUUAAACCGAUAACGCCUCCAUAUCCAUUAAAUAAGAAUGGACAAGUAAUAACACCGCGAACUGUCUCACUUGCAUCAAUGUCACAUUUAAAAUCGAUCACAAAUGAUUUACAAGAAGAUAAAUUGAAUAUGUCAGAUAAUAUAUCAUUAACUCAUUCAUUAACUAGGUCUUCUAUGACAUCGAAUAGUCUGUUCGAUGUUGAAGACGUUAAAACAAAUAAUAAAUUUCAAAUGCUACCGAAACAAUCAUUUCAAGAAGAAUCAUUGCAUGAUGAAGAUGCUUGGAUGUCCAUUUUGGAAGUUGUUAAUGCUGAGUUGGCAGCCAUUAAUAAACAGGAAAUGGAGUCAGGAUAUAAAUCUUCAACGUAG